Paraphaeosphaeria sporulosa is the source of this 279-nucleotide messenger RNA. RefSeq lists its product as uncharacterized. The transcript has a single exon. NCBI's taxonomy places the organism in Eukaryota, Fungi, Ascomycota, Dothideomycetes, Pleosporales, Didymosphaeriaceae. Gene Ontology annotation, biological process: positive regulation of mitotic metaphase/anaphase transition. The annotation marks the transcript as partial. Gene Ontology annotation, cellular component: anaphase-promoting complex. The record is from RefSeq and is a predicted model, not a curated record.
CAGUCGCGCGACUCCAGUGCAACCUACCUCCACUUCCACGCCUCGCACCACGCCGACCUCCUCGAAGACUUCACCCAGUCGAUCAACCAGCUGCCCGCUGAGGAGAUUCUCGUACCGCAACACCUGCAGCCGCUGAACCCCGAGGACGAGGACGAUGUCGUGCCGGACCAGCACGCUGCAUUCGGCAUCCAGUGCGCGACCCAAGGCAAGAAAGAGAUACACUGGCGCGAUCUUGGUCUCGAGGACAUAGCGAGGAGGGCACACGCGGACGGCACAUCU